Molecule: messenger RNA, 792 nt
Organism: Saccoglossus kowalevskii
Lineage: Eukaryota; Metazoa; Hemichordata; Enteropneusta; Harrimaniidae
Product: esterase OVCA2-like
Biological process (GO): response to retinoic acid
Cellular component (GO): nucleus; cytoplasm
Molecular function (GO): hydrolase activity
Source: RefSeq, a predicted model, not a curated record
AUGGCGACGCACAGUAACGAGAAGAUGAUUUUGAGGGUAAGGGGAAUAUUUUACGUUUCGAUCUUUGCACAGAACAUGUGUUGUGUUGUUCCGUAUUACAGGAGCAUCGAAGGCGGUAGCUGCAAUUCGGUAGCUCCAGAUUGUGGCAGACGUUCUACGCUCUCUAUGCGAGACCUUACCGGCUUUAUUUUGUCCAAGCUCUUUCUGGUCUACAUCACAGCACCUAAUAUUGUACCGUCAAUAAGAGUGGAAGGUGAGGAUGACCCAUCUGAUGCCACCAACAGUCAAGAUCAAAGAGGAUGGUGGUUUUCCCGAAAAUCUAAUUAUUAUGAUGCUGCAGAUAAAACAAGUGUCUCUGAUGGUUUUCAGGAAUCGUUGGCGUUCCUAGAGAUGAUAUUUAAAGAACAAGGACCAUUUGAUGGUGUUGUUGGUUUCAGUCAAGGUGCUUCGUUUGUCAGUUUGUUGUGCUCCAUUGGAGAUCAGCCUGACUCUCCUUUCCAGUUUGAUUUUGCUAUAUUGAUUGCUGGUUUCAAAAGUUUAUUAUCACCACAUAGUAAAUACUAUGAUGAACCAAUCACAUGUCCUAGUUUACAUGUAUAUGGUGAUACAGAUAAAGUGAUUCCUAAAGAGUCCAGUGUACAGCUUCUGAAAUACUUUGUUAAUCCACAGACCCUAAAUCAUACAGGAGGUCAUUUUGUUCCUGCAUCAUCACCUCAGAAAAAAGUAUAUCUUGAAUUCUUGCAGUCAUUUCUAGAUAAGAAAAAAGAACAGACUAAAGGCCAGCAAUGUUGA